Lactuca sativa (garden lettuce) is the source of this 960-nucleotide messenger RNA. Its product is annotated as vacuolar cation/proton exchanger 2. The record is from RefSeq and is a predicted model, not a curated record. Gene Ontology annotation, biological process: intracellular calcium ion homeostasis; calcium ion transmembrane transport. Gene Ontology annotation, molecular function: calcium:proton antiporter activity. Gene Ontology annotation, cellular component: plant-type vacuole membrane. NCBI's taxonomy places the organism in Eukaryota, Viridiplantae, Streptophyta, Magnoliopsida, Asterales, Asteraceae.
AUGCGGCAGGCUGUGGCUUUGCUUAACGAUGAAGAUGUUGAUGCAAAUUCAUCGUCUUCUUCAAAACGCCCUUCCACAUUUCUUAAUUUUGUUGCUCUUGGCAAUACUUUCAUUUCUAAUUAUGGGCUACCAAUUGUUCAGAGUGCAGGUAAAUCAGCAGUUUUGAACAGUUUGAUUGGGCAUCUUGCUCUGCCAACUGGUGAAGGUGGUGCAACUCGCGCGCCUAUAUGUAUUGAAUUAAAGAGGGAUGGGGAGGGUGAAGGAAUUCAAUUCCAUGGUAUGCUACGUGUUGUGCAACAAUCAUUACUAGGGUCAAUUUUGGCAAACAUGUUGCUUGUUCUUGAAUGCACGUUUUUCUGUGGAGGAAUCUUUCUUCCUAAAAAGGAACACGUUUUGCAGCCUAGUUGUGAUGAGCUCAGGGUUGCUGUUAAUGGCAGUGAUGGGUCUUUGUGUAAUGCUUAUUACAUAUGGGGCCUACUUCUUCUUAUUCUUGGAAAUGCAGCAGAACAUGCAAGUGCCAUCAUGUUUGUCAUGAAUGACAAGCUUGAUAUCUCUUUAAGAGUCGCGAUUGGCUCCUCAACACAAAUAUCUAUGUUUGUAAUUCCAUUUUGUGUGGUUGUUGGGUGGAUCAUGGGGCAUCCUUUGGACCUAAAUUUUCAACUUUUUGAGACAACAACUCUUAUUAUGACAGUUCUAGUAGUGGCUUUCAUGUUGCAAGAUGGAACAUCCAAUUACUUCAAGGGAGUAAUGCUUGUGUUUUGCUAUUUGAUAGUUGCUGCAAGUUUCUUUGUACAUAUAGACCCUCUAUCUAUACGUCCAAAGAAACUUGAAUGGGAUUGGACCAUUGUGCUUCCUGAUUUGCUACUAUCAAUGGAUGUUGUAGUCUUUGGUAAUGGAAUCGUGGACGUGGUGGUGGUGGUUAUCGUGGUGGUGCCCCAGUCAACCAAAUCCAAACCUUAA